AGGUUUUUCCCUCUUUGCUUCGAGUCCGUUUUCCAUUUUUUACCCUGAGAAUCGAUUCCAUGGCUAUCGCGCUGGCUACAACUGCGACCACACAGCCGAACUUCUAUUUCGACAAGAAGUGGAAGCUGUCGAAGAAGGAAGGUUCGUCUCGGAGUCGAUCUUCAAAUUCGCCGCUCAUGAAGAAUUCGUCGCAGCAGCGGUAUUCUUUCACCAGAAAAUGCACGCUAUUGGUUAAAGAACAAAGAGCUCGAUUCUACAUCAUGCGCCGCUGCAUCUCCAUGCUCAUCUACUGGCGCAACUACAGCGAUUCUUGAAUCAAGAGAAGAGGAAUCAAAAAGUUAGAUCUAAGAGAGUAAAAAGCCUUUCUCCUCUCUCUCUCUCUUUCUUUCGAGAAUCAAUGGGUUCGACAGGC
This is a messenger RNA of Rubroshorea leprosula, 412 nucleotides long. The record is from the annotation of a GenBank genome assembly. Lineage: Eukaryota; Viridiplantae; Streptophyta; Magnoliopsida; Malvales; Dipterocarpaceae.